UCCAAAAUCGGAUUUCAGCGUGUUUAUGCUCUUGAUGCUGUGCUAUACGCUCGCAGUGACCUCCUUCUGCUUCAUGAUCAGUACCUUCACACAGAAAGCGAACGUAGGAGCAGCAGUCUCAGGAAUUGUAUUCUUCGGAAUUUUCGUCCCUCACAUGAUCUUUAGGGACGAUUACAACGACAUGAGCCACACGACCAAGAUGGUGAUAAGCCUUGACCUCAACAUGGCGAUGGCAUUAGCCAGUGAUGCUUUAGGGGACUACGAGGGAACAGGAGCGGGCGCGAAGUUCUCCAACAUGAAUGACCCUCCCACGGCGGACGGCACCUACAGUAUCACUGAUGCUAUGAUUAUGUUGCUGGUGGACGCAGCCAUCUAUAUGACCAUCACGUGGUACAUGGACAACGUGUAUCCUGGAGACUACGGCGUCCCUCGUCCCCUACACUUUCCCUUCAUGAAAUACGGCGAGAAAGUGGUAGUGAAGAACACAACUCUCAACAUGUAUCAGGGGCAGAUAACUGUGUUACUUGGACACAACGGCGCAGGAAAGACAACUACAAUGUCUAUGUUGACAGGUUUCACCCCGCCUAGCUCAGGCACUGCUGUGAUCAACGGUUAUGACGUCAGAACUGACAUUGAAGGAGUACGCGGCAGUCUAGGGCUGUGUCCACAACACAACAUUCUUUUCGACGGGCUCACAGUGACGGAACACCUUCAGUUUUAUGCACAGCUCAAGGGUUGUCCUAAGGAUCAGGCUAAAGUGGAGGCCGAGACAAUGGUUUCCGAAGUCGGUCUCGAAGGCAAGGAACAGACGCAGUCCCGGCACUUAUCAGGAGGACAGAAGAGGAAACUUUCAGUCGGUAUUGCGCUCAUCUUCGGCUCCAAGGUUGUGUACACCCUGCCCGACCAGCAGUCCGAGAAGUUCGCAGAUCUCUUUAGAGACCUCGACGAACAAAAGGAGCAGCUUGGCAUUGAGGGAUUCGGGACGACGGCUACCACAAUGGAGGAAGUGUGCAUAAAAGUCGGAAGCGCUCCUGAGUAUCACGAAUCGGACAAAGAAGAAGAAGAAGAAGAAGAAGAAGACUCAACUCCAACCUCUUUUUUAACUUCCACAAGAAAUCGGAUCAACGCUCUUUUCGGUUGCAAUGCCCAUACCAAUGCCGACCCGUCGGUGAUCAAACACGAUGACCAUUACCACGUCGAGCCUGACGGAACUCGUUUGGUAGAGUCAGUCGCUUUAGAAAGGACCAGAGAAAAGGGUGAAAUUUUGGAAGACAACAAAGCGCACAUGAGGACAAAAUCUGCACCAUCCAACAAGAGCAAUGGAGCCCUGGUCCACGAUCAAAAUGGAACCGUUACUAUUUCAAAACAGCCUGCUGAUACCCUCAGAUUUAACCGUGGCUACACCAAACUGGAGAACAUGGAGCUGAAAAUAACACAGCUGAAAGCUCUACUAAUCAAGAAAGUCCUAAUAGCAAUGAGACAUAAAUUCAUAUUUAUUUUUCAGCUCACCACACCAAUCGUCUACGCUGUCCUUGCGAACUUUUUUUCGAAUGCUCUUCCCGGGGAUGAUGACGAGACGGAAAGGAUCUUUGACCUCUCGCAUUUCGGAAGAACUUCCGUGCCGUACAGCUAUGGAGUCUGGCCAACGCAACUGUCCCAGACUUUGGCAAUGACCUAUGUUGGUCUAUUUAACAGCACAUCUGAUCUACCUCAUCUUGUAGACAGAGUGGAGUGGCCAAGUUUCUCUGAGUAUCUGCUGCGGGAGGCAAAAGACAACGGCAUCUCCACUUUCAGUGAAGAGGUCAUCAUUGGCGCUGAUUUUGAGUCUGAUAACAGCAGUAGCAAUGCCAGUGUAGUCUCUGCUUUCUUCAACGACCGUCCCUGGCACGCAGAACCAAUAGCCCUGGUCACUGUGAUGCAAGCACUGGUCAAGUAUAUCAUGGGCUCCGACUACAGCAUAGAGACGAGUAUUUUUCCCAUGCCUAUGGAAGCGGAGGACAGAUCGAAGCAGAAAUCUGACUCAGCAGUUCUAAGUGGAGUGACUAUUUCCACGAACAUUACUUUUGGCAUGGCUUUUUUGGUCUCCAGCUUCGUAUUUCCUCUCAUUCAAGAGAGGGAGACGGGUAGCAAGCACCUUCAGAACGUCAGCGGAGUGAGCCCUUUCAUGUACUGGCUACCCAACUUCAUCGGUGACUACAUCAAUUACAUCCUGCCCUCGGUUUUCAUCAUCUUCGUCUUCCUUGCCUUCGACGAGAAGGCGUAUAUCGGAGAUGGGAACGUCUUCCCUUUUUUCCUUCUCUUGGUUGCGUACGGCAUGUCGGUGCUCCCCUUCUCUUACGUACUCCAGUUCCUUUUCAAAGCGCCAGCUUCAGGCUUGGUGGUGACACUCAUGUAUCAUGUCUUUACGAGUAUAUUCAGUACUCUGCUUACAUACAUUGUCAUCAUCACCAGUCGUUCACGGAGUGGUGCUGACACGCUAAGGUAUGCCCUUGGCAUUCUCUUCCCCAACUUCAACCUGGGUAUGGCUAUCGUAGACAUGUACUCUAACCACAAGAACAAAGAAUUCUGUUACGACUACAAUUACCAAGAAGUGUGCAAGCUAAACAUUACUUUCCCUUGUUGCCGAGACUACGGAAACUGCGGAGAUUUCUGCCUGGAUUUUGAGUCAGACACAUUAAGUCUGUCGUCUCCUGCCAUUGGUCGGAACAUCUUGCUUCUGGCACUGCAGUGUGUGUUCUACGCCAGCUUGCUCUUCCUGUUCGAGUACGGAUUUUUCCACAGACUGGCCCGUGCUUACAAAUCCAGAGUCCAAGUAAACGAAUCUUCACCGCUGCUGGAGAGGGACAAUCAGGGGGGAAGCGAUCAGGUCGAAGAUUCUGACCAAUCAGAGCCCAAGUGGAUGACUACUGAAGAUCAUGACGUCAUUAAAGAAGGAGAACGUAUCCAAUUAACCCCUUUGCCUCAGUUGCUGGUCUCAGACUCUCUGGUUAUUGCUGAUCUUGUGAAGCAGUUCGGACAUUUCCCAGCAGUUGACCACAUCUCUGUGGGGGUCCCCGCCCAGGAAUGCUUCGGCUUACUGGGCCAGAAUGGCGCGGGAAAGAGCACAACUUUCAAGAUGCUGACUGGCCUAGAGGAGCCCACUGAAGGGAACGCCUACGUGAACAAAUUUGAUAUCAAAAACAACAUUAAAGAUGUCCAAGCCAACAUGGGAUACUGCCCUCAGUUUGACGCUCUUCUGGAUCACAUGACUGGCAGAGAGACCUUGACCCUGUUCUGCAAUCUGAAGGGUGUGCCGAAAGAACACAUCAGCUCAGUGUGCGAUGACCUCAUCGAUGUCCUCAUGCUGAAGCCUCACGCAGAUAAGCUUGUCGGUGCUUAUAGCGGUGGCAACAAACGCAAGCUGAGCACAGCGCUGUCUCUGGUCGGGGACCCAGCCUUUAUCCUGCUGGAUGAGCCCACCUCGGGGAUGGACCCUGGCGCCAGGAGGCAGCUGUGGACUGUUCUCUCACAAGUCCGCGCCUCCGGCCGUACUCUAGUGUUGACGUCACACAGUAUGGAAGAAUGCGACGCACUGUGUACUCGUAUCGCCAUUAUGGUCAACGGUCGGUUCAUGUGUCUGGGCAGCCCACAACAUCUGAAAAACAAGUUUGGUCAAGGCUACACCCUCAUUGCCCAGAUGGGUCACUUGACGGAUGGCCAAAUGGCGCCUAAUGAGCCUGUGAUUGAGUUUAUCCAGUCACAAAUCUCAUCUGCCAAAGUUUUCGAUGAUCAUUUCGGCUACAUUCACAUCCACAUUGAAGACUCAAACGUGAAACUAGCCAAUAUUUUCUCUCUGAUGGAGGGGGCUAAACAAAGUCUGAACGUCCAGGACUACUCAGUGCAUCAGACCACGCUUGAGCAGGUGUUUUUAAGCUUCGUCAGACAUCAAAAAGCCAGAGCACCUGAUGACAAGAAGCGUUCCAAUCCACUGUCUUGUUUUGCACCAUGCCUGCCCUGCUGUCGCUGUCGCACGUGCUGUUGAUUUGUUACAGACUUUUUCUUAUAAUAUCAAGAAAUUUACUGCGGAUGGUUUGCGGGUGCUCCGGUGUUGUUUAUUCUUUCUUUCCUACCAAACUUCUUAUCUUCUUUACUUCUCAGCUAAAUGUAUGUAAUACUUGUUAGCUACAGCACCUAAAAUAUUCUAUGUAAUACUUGUUAGCUUCAGUAAAAAAAAGACAGUAGUAUCUAUUUGUUUUUCAAGUUCCGUAAACUUUUACUAAAACUCAAAUUCAAAUGUAAAAUAUUAGUCAGUCAUAGUUUUGCAUUAAAUCAUGAGGCACGCAACAUACCUAGUUUAAAUUGUA
This is a messenger RNA of Aplysia californica (California sea hare), 4343 nucleotides long. RefSeq names its product ATP-binding cassette sub-family A member 3. Gene Ontology annotation, molecular function: ATP binding; ATP hydrolysis activity; ABC-type transporter activity. NCBI's taxonomy places the organism in Eukaryota, Metazoa, Mollusca, Gastropoda, Aplysiida, Aplysiidae. Gene Ontology annotation, biological process: transmembrane transport; lipid transport. The record is from RefSeq and is a predicted model, not a curated record. Gene Ontology annotation, cellular component: membrane; intracellular membrane-bounded organelle.